AUUCCUCUUCCUCUUCACUCGAUUGGUUUCCCCUUUUUUGCUUCCUCACAUGUUCCGUGUUCGGGGGAUUAAAAACAUGGCAGCGCCUUCGAGUGAGGUCCAGGUUGUUCCUGUCAAAAAGCCCACAGUCCGAGGACCACGGCGGGUAGCCAAUCAGAUUCCGGAUGAAAUCCUGCAAGACUCCGAGUUACAGGAGGCGAUCAAAGCCCUGCCUGCAAACUACAACUUCGAGAUCCACAAGACAGUUUGGCGAGUGAGACAAGUCAAAGCACAGAGAGUGGCUUUGCAGCUUCCAGAGGGCCUGCAGAUGUUUGCCUGUGUCAUCGCUGACAUAAUUGAGAGGUUCACGGAGGCAGAUACCAUCGUGAUGGGAGACGUGACAUACGGGGCGUGCUGCGUGGACGACUUCACCGCCCGAGCCCUGGGAGCUGAUUUCAUGGUGCACUAUGGACACAGUUGUCUCAUCCCCAUAGACUCCACAGCAGGUAUUAAGAUGCUGUAUGUGUUUGUUGAUAUCCAGAUGGACAAUGCACACUUCCUGGACACGGUCAAGUUCAACUUCCCUGCUGGACAAUCUCUGGCACUCGUUAGCACUAUUCAGUUUGUGGCAGCACUGCAGGCUGUGAGUGCAGCCCUCAAGUCAGAGUAUGACAUCCUGGUCCCACAAUGUCGACCUCUUUCACCAGGAGAAAUUUUGGGCUGUACCUCCCCUCGCUUGGACCGUCAUGUCAAUGCCAUAAUUUAUCUGGGAGAUGGGAGAUUUCACCUGGAGUCAAUCAUGAUUGCAAACCCAGAUGUCCCUGCCUACAGGUAUGACCCCUACAGUAAGGUUUUUUCAAGGGAGUACUAUGACCACGAGGCCAUGCGUGCCUUAAGGCUUCAGGCUAUCGACAAGGCUCGUUUGGCCCAGAGAUGGGGCCUGAUCUUGGGUACACUGGGCCGACAGGGCAGUCCCAAAGUCCUGGAGCACCUGGAAUCCAGGCUCCAGUCAUUGGGAAAGUGCUUCACUCGAGUUCUCUUGUCUGAGAUUUUCCCCAGCAAGCUGGAUCUGAUGUCAGAUGUAGAUGCGUGGGUCCAGAUCGCUUGUCCACGCCUUUCUAUCGAUUGGGGCACAGCCUUCUCUAAACCCCUGCUGUCUCCAUAUGAGGCAGCUGUGGCUUUACAGGAAGUAGGCUGGAAGGACGUCUACCCCAUGGACUUCUACUCCAAUCAGAGCCUUGGGCCGUGGGCGCCCAACCAUCCUGACAACCAACCUGCGCGGCCCACUCGUAGACAGGCCCAGAAACAAGGCUCGGAGUCAGCUCUUCCCACCAACAAGCAGUGUGGGCAGACCGAGUGCGCCCCCUGUGGCUGCCAAGCGGAAUGAUACAUCAUGACCAGCGCUGCCUUUGACUCAUCACAUGCCUGCAAUUGCCUCUGCUGCUGCUGACGACUGGAGGGAGGUCACACCAGAAGAGUGCAUUGGGUAUUUGUCCAGACUGUCUGUCAGCGAGCAGAAAGCCAGAGGAGCCCUCCGCCCCUCCUCAAAUGGAUUACCAGCCAUUAAUAAUCCCUCAUCUUACAGCACAGCAGAUCCAACCAAAUUCAUUGCCCUCAUUCACAUGUUUGGCUUGUAUUCCGAGCCCAGAAGACAUGCAACAGACAGAAUAGCUCUUGUGUUUGGGCUCAAACAUGUUCACGAGUCGAAUUGCUGUGAAGCUCUGCUCUCAGCUGCGCUAAGGAAGGAAUUCUUCCUGCACAUGGGAAAUGUGUGGGCCUCUCUGUAAUUCACAGACAGAAAGCAUGAGUUGACCUUGAACACGUUGUAUGGAAUUAAAGUGUCUGUUAAUGUGGAUGGCUUCAGUCCAACGCAGUCCACUUUCCUUUGGAUAAAGCACUGUACCUUGUCACUGUGCGCCGGUUUAAAGACGGACACAGACAUAUUGUAUGAAGGACUUUGUCCGAUGUACAAUGUGACUCUUGAGACUUUUCUCAAGAGCACUGAAAUGUGCGUUAUGGAAUUGUGAUAUAUUAUGACACGACCUUGUUUGUCUUGCUCGCUUUUUCGAUUCAAACGCGGAAACAAUAAAUCGGACACGAAGACCCUGC
Molecule: messenger RNA, 2088 nt
Organism: Scophthalmus maximus (turbot)
Lineage: Eukaryota; Metazoa; Chordata; Actinopteri; Pleuronectiformes; Scophthalmidae
Gene: dph1
Product: diphthamide biosynthesis 1
Exons: 12
Coding region: 50-1366 (438 amino acids)
Biological process (GO): protein histidyl modification to diphthamide
Molecular function (GO): 2-(3-amino-3-carboxypropyl)histidine synthase activity
Source: RefSeq, a predicted model, not a curated record